AUGAAAAACGACAAUGACGGAAAAAUAGAAGUUCUGACGGAGCAUUCAAAAAAAAAGAAAUAUUUAAAUUCUUUGUACAGAGAAGAUAAUAGAACCCACACACAAACACAAGAGAUAUCCACCUGUCACUCACUAUCAGAUGGGAAAAAAACAAAUGAACAUAUACUAAAAGAAAGCAUAACUAAAAUUUUACCCAAAGAAAAAACAUAUAACCAGAUGGAAAAAAUAAAUGAACAGUCGGAGGGGGGAAAUGCAGAACUCAGUCAAUACACUUGUGCAAAGAAAACACAGAGCGAGAAACUAAUGAACGAAAAAGUAAAUGUAGAUGCAUCUACAGUUAAUAUGCACACAGAGGAGCAUAUUAUAUAUAUAAACAAACAGAAUGAACGGGAAAAUAACAGCAUUGAUGGGUGCACCAAAAUAGCUAAGUUGGUCGGUAAAGAGAAGAGUACGAACGAUAAAAAGGAUGGAAGCACGAAUGUGCAAUGCAAGAGCGGCAGCAUGAAUGCACAGUGCAAGAGCGGCAGCAUGAAUGCACAGUGCAAGAGCGGCAGCAUGAAUGCACAGUGCAAGAACGAUAGCAUGAAUGUUAGUGGAAAAAGAGGAUGCAUAAAUGUGAAUGGCAAGGAAAGCGGCUUAUAUGAGGAUUCACAUAUAACACACGAAACGAACAGCAGUAGGACUCCCCGAACUUACACAAAAUAUGUCGGAAAGAAAGAAGGAAAGGAUACAGCGUUCGUUAAACACAAUAGGAACUGUAAUAUCCCAUCGAUGGCUAAGUCUACUAAGAGAGAGAAUAUACUAAUACAUAAGGACGAAAAAAAGAAAAAAAAUCCGUAUGAAACGUCUAAGGAGAAUAAACUAAACGUUUUAACAAAAAGGGUUAGGUGUCUAACUAUUUUUGAAAAUUCGAAAGAUUUACCCAAAGAGAAUAGUAACAAGAACUACAGUAAGAAUAACACAUCAGAGCAACAAGAUGAUCCUAAUUUGGAUAAAGAAAAGAAUAAGAAGAAGCAUGUACUGUUACUCUUGACAAGAGAUUUUAGAGUAAAUGACAACUGGUCGGUUAUAUAUGCAUACGAAAUAGCAAAAAAAAAAAGAAGUAAUUUAUUAGCAUGUACAUAUAUUAAUAGAAAAGAACAGUUUACUCAUAGAUACAUAGAUAUAAAACUAAAGGUGUUGAAACAUUUAGAAGAAAAUUUAAAAAAAGUAAAUAUUCCAUUUUAUGUCUUACCAAUAUAUAUGAUAGACGAGUUAAUGGAAUUUCUAAGAAUACAACAAAUUAACACGAUCGUAUGCGAUUUUCAUCCUUUAGAAGAACAAAAAAAUUUUAUACAAAAUCUUUCCUAUUUAGCAGUUAAAAAAAAAAUUAAAGUUUUUCAAGUUGAUUCUCAUAAUAUCAUUCCUUUAUGGUUAACAUCGAAAAAUGAAGAAUGCUCUGCAAGGACAAUAAGACCUAAAAUUCAAAAUCUGCUACCUACUUUUCUAAUCGAAUAUAUAAAUGUCGAAUUUUUUGAUCAGAAUUUUAUAUUCCCUCAAUCAUUUGUUAUAGAUGAUGUUAUUAAAAAACUUACUGUUUUUAAAUCAUGUUCUGUGUUGCCAAAUUUUGUAUGUACAGAAAAAAAGGCACAUGAAAUUUUGGACAACUUUUGCAAAAAAAAAUUGGACAAAUAUAACGCGAAGAAAAAUGACCCCAACAGUGACUCAUACACCUUGCUCUUGCCAUACAUAAAUUUUGGAAUUCUAUCUGCACAGAGGUGUGUGCUGGAGGUUAACAAAUACGCAUACAAUUUUCCUUCGAUAAAUACGGUAAGCGGAAAGGAGUCUUUCAAUGAUGACAUAAUAAUGAGAAAGGAGCUAGCUGACAAUUAUUGUUAUUACAAUAAAAAUUAUGAUAAUUUUAAUGGGGGAAAGGAAUGGGCAAAAGAAAGUUUAAAAAAACAUGAUGCUGAUAAAAGAGAACACCUAUACGAUUACGACGAUUUUAAAAAUGCGAAGACACACAAUGAUAUAUGGAAUUGUUGUCAAUUACAAUUAAUUAAUGAAGGAAUAAUUCAUGAAUUUUUAAAAAUGUACUGGGCAAAAAAAAUUCUGAACUGGUCAGAAAAUUCCAAAACUGCUCUAAAAUAUGCUAUAAAAUUAAACGAGGAAUUUGCAAUUGAUGGAAAAACGUCGAAUGGAUAUGUUGCAAUUAUGUGGUCCAUUAUGGGUGUACAUGACCAAAGUUGGAAUGAAAGAACAGUAUUUGGUAAAGUUAGAUAUAUGAAUUAUAAUGGAUGCAAAAGAAAUUUUGAUAUUAACAUGUAUAUGUCAAAAUAUCCAAAAGGGAAAGAAAACGCCUUAAUUGUUCAGAAAAUUCCAACCAUGACAUUUACAAAUUACAUAAAAAAAAGGAAAAAUAGCACUAUUGUAACAAAUACGGAGAAAACAAAUGAAAAACAGAAGAAGAGAAGCUUAACGAGUGGUACACAUAAACAUUAA
Messenger RNA from Plasmodium malariae, 2481 nucleotides. Its product is annotated as deoxyribodipyrimidine photo-lyase, putative. Gene Ontology annotation, molecular function: deoxyribodipyrimidine photo-lyase activity. Gene Ontology annotation, biological process: photoreactive repair. The transcript has 2 exons. Bases 1 to 2481 code for a protein of 826 amino acids. NCBI's taxonomy places the organism in Eukaryota, Apicomplexa, Aconoidasida, Haemosporida, Plasmodiidae. The record is from RefSeq and is a predicted model, not a curated record.